Microsporum canis CBS 113480 is the source of this 1304-nucleotide messenger RNA. RefSeq names its product glucan 1,3-beta-glucosidase. The transcript has 3 exons. Gene Ontology annotation, cellular component: extracellular region; cell surface. Lineage: Eukaryota; Fungi; Ascomycota; Eurotiomycetes; Onygenales; Arthrodermataceae. Bases 1 to 1245 code for a protein of 414 amino acids. Gene Ontology annotation, biological process: glucan catabolic process. The record is from RefSeq and is a predicted model, not a curated record. Gene Ontology annotation, molecular function: glucan exo-1,3-beta-glucosidase activity.
AUGAGAUUCGGAUAUCUCUUCGGGCUGUCACUGAUUAGCCUCAGUGUUGCCUCCCCCGUUUCCACCGUUUGGAAAUCACCUCGGGCUACAGCUCAGGAUUUCAUCCGUGGAGUUAACAUCGGUGGUUGGCUUGUUUUGGAACCAUGGAUUACUCCAUCUAUCUUCGAAGAAGGGGGUGAUUCUGCUGUGGAUGAAUGGACUCUGAGCCAGGCGCUGGGUGAACGUGCACAUGAUCGCCUCAAGCUACAUUGGAAUACCUAUAUCGACCAGAAUGACUUCAAUCGCAUCCGUGAUGUCGGACUUACUCACGUUCGCAUUCCGAUCGGAUACUGGGCCGUUGCUCCUAUCCAAGGAGAGCCCUUUGUCCAGGGUCAGGUGGACAUGUUGGAUGCUGCCAUUGACUGGGCCAGACACUCCGGACUCAAGGUCAUGAUUGACCUCCAUGGUGCCCCCGGAUCUCAAAAUGGGUUCGAUAACAGCGGCAGACUGGGCCCGGCCAACUGGCAAAAAGGUGACACCGUCGAUGCCACGUUGAAGGCCCUCGAUUUCCUCAUCCAACGAUACAGCCAUCAAGAAGGUGUGGUCCACAGCAUUGGCCUCAUCAAUGAACCCUUCCCCCAGGCCGGUAUCCAAGUUGAGCCACUCAAGGAAUUCUACCAAAAGGGAGCUGACAAGGUCAAGAGCUCCAAUCCAAAUCUCGCCGUUGUCAUCUCAGACGCCUUUAUGGGCCCAUCUAAGUGGAAUGGCUACGAUCUAGGUGCUAAGACCAUCAUCGAUACUCACCAUUACGAGGUCUUCUCUCCCGAACUCGUCGCCUGGACCGUUGACCAGCACGUCAAAGCUGCAUGUGACUUUGGCACAAAUGAACUCACUCCAUCCUCCCUCUCCCCAAUCGUUGGUGAGUGGUGUGGUGCCAUGACCGACUGCGCCAAAUACCUCAACGGCCGCCACGAGGGUGCCAGAUACGACGGCUCACACAAGGACUCCAACCACGACACUGCCGUCCCCAACGGCUGCGUUGGCAAAUCUGAGGGCUCUAUCUCCGGUUUCUCCGAUGAAGAAAAGGCCAACACCCGACGAUAUAUCGAAGCUCAGCUUGAUUCUUUCUCUCGUGGAGUCGGGUUCUUCUGGUGGACCUGGAAGACUGAGAGAGGGGCUCCAGGCUGGGACUUGGAUGAUUUGAUUAAGAAUGGAGUCUUCCCUAAUCCUAUUGAUACUAGGACCUAUCCUGGCCAGUGCCAUUAGACUAUUUUCGGCGUAGGGAGACACAGGCGACUUUGAUUCGUUAUUAUUAACACUUCUUA